CGACGCUCCCGCGGGUCCUCCCGCCCCGGGCCCGCCAUGGAGCCCAGCCCGCCGAAGCGGAAGGAGCCGCGCAAGGCGCUGCGCGUUAAAGUCAUCUCCAUGGGCAACGCCGAGGUGGGCAAGAGCUGCAUCAUCAAGAGGUACUGUGAGAAGAGGUUCGUGUCCAAGUACCUGGCGACCAUCGGCAUCGACUAUGGAGUCACCAAGGUGCAGAUCAGGGACCGGGAGAUCAAGGUGAACAUCUUUGACAUGGCGGGACAUCCCUUCUUCUACGAGGUGCGGAACGAGUUCUACAAGGACACCCAGGGGGUGCUCCUGGUGUACGACGUGGGCUCCAAGGAAUCCUUCGACUCGCUGGACUCGUGGCUGGCCGAGAUGAAGCAGGAGCUGGGCCCCCACGGCAACAUGGACAACGUCGUCUUCGUCGUCUGCGCCAACAAGGUGGGGGUCCCGGAGAUUCCCGGCGUUCCCACGGGGAAUUCGGAGCCCGGGAAAGGCGGGAAGAGAAGGGAGAGUUGGAGGGAAGGUGUUCUGGGAGAGGGAUUUUCCCCUCGUUCCCAGACGUUCUACUCGGCCAUCGUGGAGCUGUGUGACAACGGCGGGAAGCGCCCUCCCCCUCCCGGCGGGGCCGGCCUGGCCUUCACCAAGGAGCAGGCGGACGCCAUCCGCAGGAUCCGCAACAGCAAGGACAGCUGGGACAUGCUGCAGCUCAAACCG
Messenger RNA from Empidonax traillii (willow flycatcher), 717 nucleotides. It is a transcript of the gene DNAJC27, whose product is annotated as DnaJ heat shock protein family (Hsp40) member C27. The annotation marks the transcript as partial. NCBI's taxonomy places the organism in Eukaryota, Metazoa, Chordata, Aves, Passeriformes, Tyrannidae. Gene Ontology annotation, molecular function: GTPase activity; GTP binding. The record is from RefSeq and is a predicted model, not a curated record. The transcript is spliced from 5 exons.